Messenger RNA from Necator americanus (New World hookworm), 1101 nucleotides. RefSeq lists its product as uncharacterized. Gene Ontology annotation, molecular function: protein serine/threonine phosphatase activity. Gene Ontology annotation, biological process: G1/S transition of mitotic cell cycle. The transcript has 10 exons. The record is from RefSeq and is a predicted model, not a curated record. Gene Ontology annotation, cellular component: cytoplasm. The coding region runs from base 1 to 1101 and encodes 366 amino acids. NCBI's taxonomy places the organism in Eukaryota, Metazoa, Nematoda, Chromadorea, Rhabditida, Ancylostomatidae.
AUGGGCGACAUUAACAUGAAUGCGACGUAUACCGUCAUGCCUUCCGAUAGCGAAGUACCGAAUGAAAUUAGAAAAGUGCUCGAUGAGGAUCCGUUGCGUUGUGUCAGCAGCAAACGUUCUGUUAACGUUGACGAAUGGAUUUCUAUUGCUAGAGAAUGCAAGUAUCUCCCUGAAGAGGAUAUGAUCUCCCUUUGCACCUGCCUUAUUGCUCGGCUUCUACGUGAACCAAACGUGGUGCCGGUGGAAACUCCUGUUACAAUAUGUGGUGAUAUUCAUGGGCAGUUCUAUGACCUACUUGAACUGUUUCGAACAGGAGGCGAAGUACCCCAUACAAAGUAUGUGUUUAUGGGAGAUUAUGUGGAUCGUGGAUACUACAGCUUGGAAACGGCAACUCUUCUGUUCGCCUUGUUGUUAAAGUAUCCUGAUCGCAUGACGCUUCUUCGUGGCAAUCAUGAAUCUCGUAAGAUUUCCUCCGUUUAUGGUUUCUACGAUGAAUGCCUUCAAAAGUAUGGCCACUCUUUGGUCUACAGAUGGUGUUGUAAGGUAUUCGAUGUUUUGCCCGUGGGUGCGCUUGUCGAUGAUUCGAUACUGUGUGUACAUGGCGGCCUAUCACCAGAAGUGAAAUCGAUUGACAAAAUGUUGAGCCUAAAUCGGGCCGUGGAGCUCCCGACAAAAGGCCCAUUAUGCGAUUUAAUGUGGUCUGAUCCAGAAGAAGGAGAGGAGGGGUGGAUUGUGAGUCAGCGAGGCGCUGGAUGGAUAUUCGGUGGCGGCGUUGCGAAGAGCUUCCUGCACACAAACGGGCUUGAGCUUAUAUGCCGAUCUCAUCAGCUAGUUGACGAAGGAUUCCGAUACCUGUUCAAUGAGCAGUUGUGUACUGUUUGGUCUGCGCCCAAUUAUUGCUAUCGAUGUGGGAAUGUAGCUGCCGUACUGUCGAUCGCUGAGGAUGGCGCCAGAGAUGUGAAAUACUUCACGGCAGUACCACAGGACCGCAGAGAAAUUCCUGACAAGUUAUCUGAAGAUGUCACUAGAUCCUCAGCCAAUUCCGCUGAUUUUUCACUUAUGUCGGGUUUUCGUCGUUGUACCUAUGUAUUUCUUAUAUAA